GUUCUUGAAUCAGCACAAUGAGUGACAUGUUUGUUUGCUACACUUAGGAGGGUAGUCUACCUUCGAAUCAGGAAUGUAAUACUAAUUUGUAAAAUGGUUGAUGGUUAAAUUUUGAAUCACCACGACAUGCGUGGUUCAUGUUCUUCCGUUAAGUUAGUUUUUUUUUCCUGUUAGAAGUUUCGGGCUAGAAACCAAUGGUUUGAUGGAACGCCUGACGACACCACCGAAGAGCUGUACGUACUCUCCUAACUGUAAACCUACCGUUGCUACGUUGUAAAAGUUGAAACCUCUCAACACCAAUAUCCUGCGAAUAAACAAUAUGGCUUGUGCCACGUGCCUUGACAGGGUAUUGAUGUUCGAUUUCACCAAUCACCGAAACAAUCGGCAAGGAGACAAAACGAUAAAGUGGCGAUUGCGACGAUAUCCAGAGGUCCUGAUAAGCAGGACGGACUGUCACCGUGGGUAGUUCGCGUUGAGGAUUCAACAGGACGUGAGGAAGAAGAACGAGAUGGUGCGGGCGAUCCCGAGCGACAGCAACAACUCGUGUCGCAAGAGAUUCUGGCACAUUUUCCUCUCCUUAAUCAUUUUAUGCCAGUGUUGCUGUCUUUACAGUCCAUUGGAGUGGCACGAACCGAUGCUACCAUAUCCCGUAAUACGCGACCUCACAUGCGAAUAUGGCGAUUAAUCGUGUGGAUUAUGUUAGCUACGUAUAUGGGAAUCGUGAUAUACUCUUAUGUUGUACAAGGUGCAGAGUCCUUUCUUGUAAGCCACAUGUCGCAACUUGAGUUAACUGACGUAGUUCUAUUAUUUUUUGCCGCUCUGAUGGCAAAUCUAUCUCAUAAUUUUCAACGGGUGUCAUUUCUUGAAAUUGUUAAUUUCCUUAACAAUCUGGCCACAAAAAGUCAGCUGAAGAAACAAGGUGAAGCGGAGGAGCUACGCUGCUUUUUACUUAGCCUUCUCAACUGGCUGUGUCACAUUUCAAGUGCCAUUGUAUACGUCUUUCAUAAAUGUAACGGCCAAGAUACCUUCCAACAAACGGAAGUGCUUAUUCGGAUGCUGCUUAUGAAUACCACGCUAUGGAUACAAGUGAUCUCAGCAAGUGAACUGUGCUGGAGCUUUGCUCAUGUCGUGCGCGAAAUUAAUAAUUCACUCAUGAAACGCGUUAACUUGCAUCUAUUGCUCGACAUGAGAGUUCGGUACUCCCAAAUGGUGACCGCAGUGCGCGACGUCAACAGGCUGUAUUCGGUAUCAUUAGGAAUGGCCUACAUUCAUGCUGUCACCCGAAGCAGUUUGACGCUACAACUUUUUCUGAGCCAAUACAAGAUAUCGGCGGCAUUAUGUAUGUGGAUAGUUUAUGAGACUGUUAUGCUAGUCUGCCUAGUCAUCGUGAGCGAGGCUUCCAAUUAUCUCAGGAUUAGUAGUAUAGCAACGGCGACUUUAGUCAGCGAACAAAUUUCAAAGUUUCGCGACGCGCCUCAACAAAUGGGCCUAACAGUGGCCCUUCGAUCUCUAAAAAAAAAUACCCUUCAACUGAAGCUCCUUGGAUUCAUACCCCUAUCGCGUGCGUUUUGUGUGCUAUACUUAAGUGGACUUAUUUGUGGUGGACUGAUAUAUGUCAUGCAUGAUAAAUAUGUGCUAUCUGCGAUGGCCGCCACCACGACGUUAUAGCUACAUUUGAAAGCGCUUGAUUCAAGAAAGGAUGGGAGCAUGUAGCGUAAAUUAUAAUAAUGGUACACUAGCAGGGACCCAUUUAUUAGAAGGUACCAUGAAUAAUGUAUAACCUACGAAAGUCUAUUAUCAUUUAUGAGAUAAAGUAUAUUAUUUAUACUAAAUCAGCCUAUAUUUGUGUUCAAAUAUGCAGUGUAAUUAAGUACUCGGGCAAUUUGUUUAUACACUUCUAAUUUCGAUUUCCCAGAUUAAAUACAACGUAUCCCAAGGGACACAUAUCUUAUGAAGACUUACAUUAUACUUCAUCUCCAAGUUGGAACAUAACUUUCAUUAAUUAUUUAAUAAUACUUAAUAACUAAGUAGGGUUAAUUUUGGAUUUGAUCUUAAGUAAUAAUAAAAUUAUUAUUUAAGUAAUAAUAAAAUUAGUAUACGGAGAUAUUAGAUGGAGUGUACCAGUUUCUUUAGUCGAUCUCAAAAUCUUAGGUUUAGGCGAAAAUGUAUACGGAAGUAAAAUCCUGUCUUCACACAUUGCUGCUCAUAAAGUGCUGUGAAAAAAUUAGCAGCCAAAGAACUGUACGCUUGUAUGGUAAAUGAUCUAUUAGCGUUUUCACACCGUAAUGCACCAAACUGGUAUUUUUCUGACACUCCUGCUCGAAGCCUCUAUAACUAUACGAGAGAUAAUUUUCUGAUUUUUAGCGCAAAUACAGCAUAUGUACCAGUAAGGUCAAAAAUCUUAGCUGCAAUAGUCUAGAAUAGAAUUUUCGUGGCUAUUAGAACCAUGUAAAUCUCAAGAAUUUAAAAAUCAAAUGAAUAAGUUUUUUGC
Molecule: messenger RNA, 2491 nt
Organism: Varroa destructor (honeybee mite)
Lineage: Eukaryota; Metazoa; Arthropoda; Arachnida; Mesostigmata; Varroidae
Source: RefSeq, a predicted model, not a curated record